AUGUCAGGCUCACAGUCACGCAAAUACUCCGCAGAGGAGAAGGAGCAGCUCCUGGCCAAUCUCGAUCUCGAAGUGGCACACAAGACGCGACAGUUUGAAGACUGGCUGGAGGACACGCUCGAGAACUUCAGGCGGCACCAGGAGACCUUGAUUUCGCGCAUGCCGCGCAUCGUCCGCAGCGUCACCAUGCGAGAGUUUGCCAAGUACAAGGGCGACAUCCAAGCGGCGGUCAAAGGAUUGUCUCGGGAACUGUUGGGCUCGGAGGACGCGACGAUUGACUUGACCACUCGGAAACGGAAGUGGGUCGAGAGUCAGGAGGUGGAAGGGAAGGAGGAGCCAGCAAGAGGUGUCAAGAAUGCUCGUACAGUAGUCGCCACGCCCAAGAAGAAACCCGUCGCAAGUGUUGUGCCCCAAUCUGCGCAGAAAUCACGUCUUCCGAUUACCAAGACCCCAGCUAAGACACGUAACAUAUCGCGCAUACCCUCCGGCGCAGUGUCACCAAGUCCACAGAAGGGCGUGUCCAAACCUCUCGGCUUCCCCCGCACACCCUCUCGAUUUGCAUCUCCUGCCAAACCCUCACAAGCCCGUGCUACCAACUCCCGUGUACCAUCAUCAUCAACAUUCAACCCCGUCCUCCCCUCAGAAGCCUCACAUCCACGUUGGCCACGCAAAGAUGAGCGGUUACGUAGCGCGAACGGUUCCCCUCUGGCGAACCCAUAUCAACUAGACCUCAAGAAUUGGUUCAAAGCCGUUACAGAAGAACCAGAACCUGGUGAUUCGGGUGGCAAGUUACGGCUCAACGACGGCGGCACAGGUGGAGGUGGAGGCGCCAGGACAUUGAAGAAGCAACGAAGUAUUAUCGUCCGCUCCACAUCGUCCUCAUCAAGUCUCGCAGCGGCGUCCCACGGAUCGCAUUCACGAUCAGCAUCGCAAGCGAGCACACUCGUGGGCGCGCAUUCACCCACUCAGGAGCAGUUUGGCAAAGACCAACGCAAGGGGAGCACCGUCGGGGAGCAGGUCCCGCUGGACGAUCCAUUUGUUAGCCCAUCGUUCUCUGCGCUCGUCUCUGUUCAGACGAAGGACGGACACGUCCUCGAGUUCAACCCCCUGCAGACGUCACCGGAGGAACUCGAUGCGUUGGAAGGCAUCACGGACAGCGCGAAGAAGCAGGCGAAGGAGGAUAUGGCACGGAUGAUACAAGCUACAUUCGAGAGGUGGCGGAUCAGUUAG
Messenger RNA from Dichomitus squalens LYAD-421 SS1, 1230 nucleotides. RefSeq lists its product as uncharacterized. The transcript has 4 exons. Lineage: Eukaryota; Fungi; Basidiomycota; Agaricomycetes; Polyporales; Polyporaceae. Gene Ontology annotation, cellular component: chromosome passenger complex; chromosome, centromeric region; spindle midzone. Gene Ontology annotation, biological process: mitotic sister chromatid segregation. The coding region runs from base 1 to 1230 and encodes 409 amino acids. The record is from RefSeq and is a predicted model, not a curated record.